AUGAGCGUUCUCGGUGUCAAUGGAUUCUUCCGUCUCCACGACUUUAUAAUACCAAUUCACAAGAACGUUGGACCGUUCAAUGUCACUUCCAACACUAAAUUCACCCAUCUAUCGUUAGGGAUCGAGCCCGAGCCAACAGAGCAAGUUGCUCGGGCGGACCUACCUCAAGAAGCCCUAAUGGUGAAGGAGUUUGCCUCUUUGGUGACCAAGAUUCGAGACCAUGGGUCGGAAUCGGAGAAGAAGUGGUCUACUAUAAGUAGGAAGACUCAGCUAAUCGUCGACGCCGUGAAGGCGUCGAUCGACAAGGGCUACGUGGCAGUUGAGAUUGUGGAGUAG
This is a messenger RNA of Salvia splendens (bonfire salvia), 336 nucleotides long. RefSeq lists its product as uncharacterized. The record is from RefSeq and is a predicted model, not a curated record. The coding region runs from base 1 to 336 and encodes 111 amino acids. The transcript has a single exon. Lineage: Eukaryota; Viridiplantae; Streptophyta; Magnoliopsida; Lamiales; Lamiaceae.